Messenger RNA from Ostrinia furnacalis (Asian corn borer), 2980 nucleotides. RefSeq lists its product as uncharacterized. Bases 455 to 1711 code for a protein of 418 amino acids. The transcript has a single exon. Lineage: Eukaryota; Metazoa; Arthropoda; Insecta; Lepidoptera; Crambidae. The record is from RefSeq and is a predicted model, not a curated record.
AAACAAAACAUUUAAAUAAGUAAAAAGCGUCGAUUAGCGAUGAGGUGUGAACUAAAACAGUGUAUUUGGGACGUUUGUUUUAAUAUUCAUUAUGUAAUGAGCCGAUCGGCGCCGCGCGGCUUUCACUCGCGCCGCGGCCACCGCGCCGUUCUGUAGCUCAGUUAUUUACUCAACUGCUUCGAUUCGGCCCAAAGAUAAAGACAGUCGAAGCACUACGCGACCGCGCCGUAUCUUAUCACUGCCACUCUAUUGAUCACCCACCAUAUAUCGCGAACCGCUCGCCUUUUACGGACGACCAACCUUUAUUGUCCAAUUUAACUUGCAGACGUGUACUCUUUUAUACUCGCGAUGUUACCGGUGAAGUCAUAAUGUGUGCGUUACAAAAAUAGAAAUACACAGUUUACAGGAAAAUAGUAUUAAUAACAAAAGUGUUGCGGUUUGUAAUCGAACGGAAAUGGGCACGAAAUCGCCGACGACGAGUGUGAAGUCGCGCGAAAUAAUCGGAGUCGACGCGUUCAGUCAGAGGCGGGAGGUGUUCGACAAGCACGACACGGUGUUCCUCCCGCUGCCUUCACCCACUGCGAUGACGCCUGUGUAUCGGGACGCCGAGCCCAUCGUCACGUCCAACCACGGGAAAACCACCACCAAUUUCAAGCGCAACACGGCCGGCUACUCCAGCAUGCGCGAGUCCAAGACCGACGAGCGGGUCUUCGACUUCCGACCCAGGAAGUACUCCGACAACUUCACUUCGGAACUCAACCAGAGCGACGAUGUGGACUACAGACACAGCAUGAUGGACCGCACGCGCCGCCUGUCCAAACUGCGAAGGGACUUCCUCACGUCGAACCUUCACGAACCUGACGAUAAACAGUUCUCCAGAGCCGGCACACGCGCGUCUCUCCCCACCGGCAAAGUUUCCGCGAUGAAGUACAAAAUUGAGAGCCCCAAUUUGUACAAGUUUCCCUUCGCGGAGCCUUACGCGACACCACCGCCAGUGCGCCGGGUUGUAGUCGACUUAGGGCCCAGUGAAACUGACGGCAAAGAAAACCAAGACCCCGAAAUUAGACCUAAACACCAGAGUCUUACGGAUUCACCUACUAAAGUGGACCAUCAGAAGCUUUUUGAACAGCUAGUGAAACGGUAUUCGCCGCAGCGCAAACCUAUCGACUGGACCUUGCCUCCUACCAAACCUAGAGUAGUCGAUUCGGUCCCUAAAUCUACGUCGAGUGUUGAGGACACGGUUAAUAAGGCUGAAAAGAGUGAAGAAAAUAAACCUGCUGAUGAUGAUGUGUUUGAGAAGAAAGAAAAUAUUGCGGAGGCGAAAAAAGAAGAGGAGGGUAAAAAGGAAGAAAUCAAGCAGGAACACAUAAAGCCACAUGUGGAGGUGAUUCAAAAUGGGUCAGAGAGCCCAGCUGUGAAAGAGGUUGAACCUAACCAUGUCAAAGAGAGAGAUUCUAAAGUAUCUCUCACAGAACUAGCAGAGAAGAAUGAUCGCGUGCCAGAACUGUCUGUCAUGCAGAGGCAGUUGAGUAGAGAGUCGACUAACCAUAAAAAGCCUUUAGUAGAGCAACCUGACAUAAGCAUUCCAGAGUUGAUUAACAAAAUGACAGUAGAAGGAGAGAAGCUAGAGAGUGACGGUAAGAAUGUUAAAAAAGUUAAGAGGAAGCGAAGUUUCCUGGACAAACUACUCGGCAGGAAGAAAGACAAAUAAGUUCUCGGGUGAAGUGAUGGUGCAUUAAUUGCAUAGUUACUGCACAAGUGCAAACCUGCCAAAGAUAAUUUAUCAAGGUUGUAAAAAACAUGACGUCAGUGUUUUUAAUCUUUUGAUACAUGAAACUAGAUUAGUCUCUGUAAGAAAUUGUAGUAUUUUUGAUAAAUUUUUAUUUAUAAAAUAAUAAUUAAUAGCAGACUUCCUAUGUUUUUUAUCUAAAUGCAAUGGCGGGGUUAUCUAUACUGAUAAAAGUAAGUGCCAUGUGACACUCCCUAUCUGCCAAAUUCUAAGCACUGAGUUGAGUUCAGUAACGUAGAUAAAAUGCUAUAAAAUAAAUACGAUAUAAAUGUACUUAUAAUAUGUUCAGAAACCGUUAAUAUUUUCCUUCAUUGCGGCACUGAAUUCAAUUUCCUCGUGAUAUUGUUAAGUUAUUAUUAAUGUUCGUUACAUCCUCUAGUAUUAUUAAACGUUACACAUACUGCUUAAUGAUUUCGGAAUAACAAUGAUACACGAUGUUACCUUUUGUGCAAUAAAAUAUUUUAUUUAUUUUUAAAACAGUUUCUUUCAUUGGAACAAAAACGUAAUUAAUAAUUUUACCCGAUUUUUGGUAACUAUUAUACGUAAAGCUAAUAUCACAAUAGAAAAAGCACAUAUUUUCAAAUGUCAGCGAUAGGAAGUUCCUAUCAGGAACCACAAAAAUGUAAAAAGAUUCGAUAAGCAUUUAUAAGUAGGUAAUUCAGUAAAAAUUUUAAUCAAUUUAACAUUGAGGUCAAUACAUAUUUGCGGUCUUCCCUAACAUAACAAGGUAUACAUUCGCCACACAGUCUACUUAUAUCGUAAAAAAUACUUCUGUAGUUACUUAGUACCGAAUUUGAUUUUAAGUUGUACAGUCAGUGUACAUAAACAAAUAAAGCUAAUACAGACGAUUUUACAACAAAAAUCAAGAGUCUGAUAUGCUGUCCACUGUACAACCACUGGAUGAUUGACAGUGAUAAUUUAGAAAAGAAAAAAUUACGAAAAUCGUAUAUCUAAUGCAAUAAAGUCCAAAAAAUGCACACUUGAUUGAAUCAUAGCUACAUAAUCGAAUGUAGAUAACAAUACUGACUUGAUAGGUGAAGGCUGCAGCCUUCACAGUAUUUAGCAAAUUCCACCUAAGGAACUUGGUUCAAAUUAUAACAUUGUAGUGAGUUUUUCCAUAAGCAACAAUUUUGUAAAAUACAAUGACAAUCCUGUAGAAAAAGGGUAACACAGUUCUGAAAACUAAAGCAG